CCGCAGAGACGCCCCGCCCCCGCGCGGCGCUGCGGACCCGGAGCUCCGGGCGGCGUCGGCAGCGGCGCGGGAGGCGGCGAGGCCGGGCGGGCAGCAGCCGGGACGGAGCGGACCACGACGAGGACGCACAGGCAGCCGGGCCGGGCCGGGCCACGGGGACAGCGGCCGCCGGGAAGCGGGCGGGAGGCCGGGCGGGCAGCGGGCAGCCGCCGAGCCGCGAAGCGACAUGGUGCUGCUCAAGGAGUAUCGAGUCAUCCUGCCCGUGUCUGUAGAUGAGUACCAAGUAGGGCAGCUGUAUUCUGUGGCUGAGGCCAGCAAGAAUGAGACAGGCGGCGGCGAGGGCGUGGAGGUGCUGGUGAACGAGCCAUAUGAGAAGGACGGCGAGCGAGGCCAGUACACGCACAAGAUCUACCAUCUGCAGAGCAAAGUACCCACAUUUGUUCGAAUGCUGGCACCAGAAGGAGCCCUGAACAUCCACGAGAAAGCUUGGAAUGCCUACCCUUACUGCAGAACUGUUAUUACAAAUGAAUACAUGAAAGAAGACUUUUUGAUUAAAAUUGAAACCUGGCACAAACCGGAUCUUGGCACCCAGGAGAAUGUGCAUAAACUGGAGCCUGAGACAUGGAAGCAUGUGGAAGCCAUAUAUAUAGACAUUGCAGACCGAAGCCAAGUACUUAGCAAGGAUUACAAGGCAGAGGAAGACCCUGCAAAAUUUAAAUCUAUCAAAACAGGCCGAGGACCCUUGGGCCCCAAUUGGAAGCAAGAACUUGUAAAUCAGAAAGACUGCCCCUAUAUGUGUGCGUACAAACUGGUUACUGUCAAGUUCAAGUGGUGGGGCCUACAGAACAAAGUGGAAAACUUUAUACAUAAGCAAGAGAGGCGUCUGUUUACAAACUUCCACCGGCAGCUGUUCUGUUGGCUUGAUAAGUGGGUCGACCUGACCAUGGACGACAUUCGGAGGAUGGAAGACGAGACAAAGAGACAGCUGGACGAAAUGAGACAAAAGGAUCCGGUGAAAGGAAUGACAGCAGAUGACUAAUGCCACCCCUCCCCAUUCUGCACUUUUUGCAAGACAGUGGUCAGCAGGAAGGCCCAGCAGCUCCACCCUCCCGUGUGACAGGCCAUCUUUGGACACAGCCUUCUGUGCCCAUUCUUCAGGCAACUCUCGACCCCUCCUGUAGCGAAUUCUAGAUGUCCUUUACCAUUGUGAACAAACAGACCGCCUGGUAUUGCCAAGCCCGUGUGUGCGGGAGCCUGCUCCUCUGAGACACGUGGCUUGUAGAUCACUGUAUGUACAGCCCCUCCCCCUCUCUCCAUUGUGUUCCGGCCCUGUUGCUGUGUGUGCCCCACCUUUAUUUCCAAGUGACAUUUUUAGUCUUUCAAAAUAGCUGCCUUUUGCGA
Ochotona princeps (American pika) is the source of this 1401-nucleotide messenger RNA. RefSeq names its product phosphatidylinositol transfer protein alpha (gene PITPNA). Lineage: Eukaryota; Metazoa; Chordata; Mammalia; Lagomorpha; Ochotonidae. Gene Ontology annotation, molecular function: phosphatidylcholine intramembrane carrier activity; phosphatidylcholine binding; phosphatidylinositol binding. The coding region runs from base 227 to 1039 and encodes 270 amino acids. The record is from RefSeq and is a predicted model, not a curated record. The transcript is spliced from 12 exons. Gene Ontology annotation, cellular component: cytoplasm. Gene Ontology annotation, biological process: phospholipid transport.